Molecule: messenger RNA, 729 nt
Organism: Onychostoma macrolepis
Lineage: Eukaryota; Metazoa; Chordata; Actinopteri; Cypriniformes; Cyprinidae
Product: serine/threonine-protein kinase pim-2-like
Exons: 2
Coding region: 244-549 (101 amino acids)
Biological process (GO): regulation of mitotic cell cycle; negative regulation of apoptotic process; protein autophosphorylation
Cellular component (GO): cytoplasm
Molecular function (GO): protein serine/threonine kinase activity; ATP binding
Source: RefSeq, a predicted model, not a curated record
UCAAACUUUUUGACAUUAGGCACACUGGGAUCUCUCUUUCGGGUGUGGGUGUCUGCUGAGACAAUCUGGCUAUGACGUCUUCUGUGGUAUGUAUUAUGCAUCAAAGCUCUAGUUUAGGAUUCUAGUUUUGAAAACAUUUCCCACUGUUUUAAAUCAAAUAGCACUGUUUUUUGCAUGCUUAUCGAUACUGGGUAAACUUGUGGUUCCUUCAGGCACAGAAGAGUAUUCCCCCCUGAGUAUGACAUGGAGGGCAGGUACCACGGGAAACCUGCUACCGUACGGUCACUAGGAGUGCUCUUAUUUGCAAUGGUGUGUGGAUGCUUUCCAGAGCCCAACGACCUGCUGUCGAUAGCUUUGGGUGUAUGGUUUGAGCCUGGCUUGUCAACCGAAUGCUGCCUUCUGAUCCAGCGUCUCCUGCAGCAGGACCCAAAUCAGAGGAUUGGAUUGGAGGAAAUCCAAAGUCCUCCCUGCCACAGCCACCCCAGAAGUUUCUGCAUUGGCUGGCACGAGAAGUUCCUGUCUCAGCCUCUCAAUCUCUCAGCUUUUUAGCGUCUGGCGGGCUGACAUGUGUGGCCUUUCCAUGUCUUAGUAUCUUGCAAGGCUCCCAAGCCUUAGUAGCAUCUGGUACCUUGGCUUGAGGCAGUAAUAUCUGCAUUAGGCGGUAUUACUUGCUUAUGUGGUGACCACAUACAAUAUAGAGAAUACAGGACAAUGUAAUUAUUGUACAAU